CUCGCGUCGGUCACUUACUACAAAAUGGCUGCACGGGCUCCACCGCCACCACCGCCGCCGCCGCCGCCGCCACCGCUGCCGCCGACGUCGACGACGCCAAGAACGAGAAAGGACGACUGAGAGCUUCGACGCUGAGAGAAGAAGCAACAAAUACAAGUUGAGAACUGUUUGAUGGAAGAUAAGAAAAAGAAAAGGCAAGAAGAGAAGAAAAAGAGAGAAGCCGCUCCGAAGAAGGAUACAGAACAGAUAACCAAAGUGCCAGAGUCUCCCAAGCUCAACCCCGUCCCUCCUCUCCUCCCUGCCACCCCCAACAUCAACCCCCCAGUAUCCCAAAGCAGUGGCAAUGGCAAGCGCGCCCCCUGGGGAGGCCAGCCUCAAACCGCUCCGCAGACUCCACUCCAGCAGCGCCACCCGGCCAGAGAGGUGCCCCCGCGUUUCCGCCAGCAGGAGCACAAGCAGCUGCUGAAGAGGGGCCAGCCGCUGCCCCCGGGGACCCUGACGCUCAUUGCCACGGGACAUCCUACCACCACUGAGCCUGCAGCUGCAGUGGUCAGCCACCCCGAUUCCUCUGCAACGAUCCAGUCCGCAAAACUGCCCCCACAGAGCGGCCAGGGAGCCCAGUAUGAUCAUCCCCUCUGGGGACACCUGCCAGCUGACAGGAGCGCCACAAGUGCUACAACUUCCACCAGUAGAAGUUGCAGUGAUCAACUGAUCAUUGACCAGAAGGACACAGAGGCUUGGCCUGCUAUUUCUCUUAGUCAGAACAAGGACCUUCCAGGAAGAUGCUCUUUGGAGACUGACCCUGGUCAUUUGACCAGCAGCAGUAGCACUUGUAGUACCAGCAGUAGUACUAGUAUCAAUAGCGGGUUGUCUUGUAAUACAAGUAUGGCCACGGGGGCCAAUAGCCAGACAGGCCACCUCCCUGUCAACCACUUAAGCAGUAAGGCCAACACUGGACUCAACCCUGCCAAUCAUACUGGAACCAACAUGCACUCAAGCCAGGUUGCAGCCAAUCGAAGCUGGGGCUCUGGGUCCGGCCCGUCUCAGUCCUCAGCGGCCAGUGAAGGGAAAAAUGAGAGUCCGGCGGGAGGGGGGAGCAGCAGAGGUUGGGGCUCUUCAUCAUCCUCCAGCACCAACUGUAACUUGAACUUGAACCCUAAUGCUAACCCAUCCGCGUGGCCCGUGUUGGGCCAUGAUGCGGGUGGAGCAGGGGCAGGCAGCUCAGGGGGAGCCAACAUCACUUCACCCCCUCAAUCUACACCUAACUUCUGUCAUCCCACUGGCCCCACAUCAUCCCAGACCAGCACCUAUACUGGAGCCAACACUAACAGUAACUCCUCCGGUAUUGGCAGUGCCUGGGGUAACAUAAUGACCUCUGAAGCAUCAGAGCCAAACCCUUCCCCUUCCACAAAUGUGUCUUUCAGUUCAGAACCUCAGAACCUUAAAACUGAUGGACCAAAUCACAGUAAUAAACAGGAACAUCCUAGUCCCAUCCGCCAACUGACUAGUUGGGGCAAUGCAUCUGUAGGCCUGGGUGAUAUGGGUCAACAGCCAUCAGGGGCCAAACAAGUCAACGGCGAAGACAAUACUUCUGUGUGGGCUAUUGGUGGUGACUCGAAGGCACCGUCAUCGAAAGACUUAUCCGGCUGGGGCCAGGGUGGAAGUGGGUCGGGAAAUCCUGGAGGCUGGGGUGAAACGUCCAGUGGGGACUGGGGCAAGAAGCAAACUGAAGACACCCAGGGAGGCUGGGAUGGCCCGAGCUCUCCUCCCCAGGACGCCCAGACUAGUUCUUGGAACAGAGUCGUGAGCACAACUGCUGCCAGUGAAGGAAGCAGCGACAGCAUGGAAGGACAUCCCAGGUCUAAACACCAUUCAUCCAGAGACACCCCUGCUCCCUUGUUGCCUGCCCAGGACCUCGACCCUCGGGUGUUAUGUAAUACCGGAUGGGGACAGACCCCCGUUCGUCAGCACACAUCUUGGGACAUGGACAAUACUAAAACCAAGAAUGACAUCGCCACUGAAUCCUGGGACUCUCAAACUGUUCCUAACGAUGCCCAGGGGCCUUCGAAUACUAACAUGGGUCCCCUACUAAGGAGUGACACUGGGAGCAAAAAUGAGGCGCCUGCUUCUCAGGGAGCUUCGGGGUGGGGAGGAAACAUAGCUGUUAGCAACCAGCCCAGCUCUGGCUGGGGAGACCAACCCAACAACAUUAAGCACCCAAGUAGUCCAAGUGGCUGGGGAAAUCUACCGAAAGGAGGAUCCGCCUCCAGUAUCCCCAAGAAUAGCGGUCAGUCUUGGGGAGAAGAGAAGUCAACAGGUUGGGAGGACUCUCAUAGCAAGUCAACAACCCAGAACUGGGGAGAACAACCUAAGGCAUCCCACAGCUGGGGCAAUAGCGGCGCGAGCAACUCCACAAAUGAUUGGGGAGAACCUGAUGAGAGAAAAAAGAAUUCAUCCAACUCUGGCUGGGAGGGAGAAGCAGGAGGGUGGAAGGAAACUCCUCGGGGCUGGGGAAUGCCUUCAUCGGGGCAAGGGAUGUCUGGUUCUGGAGGCAAAGCGGGCUGGGGAGAGCCUGUUAGUCCGCGUCCCAGCGGCCCUCCCCAGAGUUGGGUGGGCAAAUCUCAGGAUGGACCCAGUGGUAGCAUCGGAGGGGGCAUGGGCUCUUGGAGUGGCCCGGGCCCCGUGAGGCAGGGCUGGACCGGCAGCAAGCAGGAGUCCUCGACUCAGGCUACAGGUUGGGAAGAACCGUCUCCGCCCUCAAUCCGACGCAAGAUGGAAAUAGAUGAUGGGACCUCCGCCUGGGGUGAUCCUGGUACCUACAACAAAUCUGUCAACCUGUGGGACAGGAACAAUCCAGGAAUGUCCCAAGCCAAAACUUCUACUGGAGGCAGUAACCCCCUGGGCCCCAACAGCGGUCAUCCCCACGCGCACAAUCACGCUUAUCAAGGACCGCCCGCACCUUUACAGAAUCAUGCCCAAAACUCCCAAAACACAGGUCCAAGCAGCGGGCUCAUGGAUCCUGUUUUGCAGCACCAGUCGGCGUCAUCGCACAACAGGGGCCCUCUGAUAGGUCAAGGCUGGGGAGAGCUCCCAAGCUCCCACACUAAGCCAGAAAGCUCUUGGGGGGAGAGUACACCUUCUGGAGUCAACGUGGAUAACGGUACAUCUGCCUGGGGAAAGCCAACUGGGGGUCCCACGGGUUGGGGAGACGGGAACCCAGAUAACUACAGCAGGGGGAGCACAGCUAUGACAUCUGCAUCUUGCAAACUCGCCCCCAAACCUAUGCAAGAUGGAUGGGGAGGCGGAGGCGAGGAAAUGAUCCUCUCGGGAGGUCAGUGGGAUGCAGAGGAGGGGGACCUCUGGAACAGCGCUGCCUCCCAGGAGAGCAACUCCUCCACUAACUCUUGGGGUAACCCACCCAAAAAGAUCUCCCAAAAAGUAAAGGUACCAGGGAAGCCAGAAGAUAAUUGGAUUAUGAAUCGUCUUAUCAAACAGCUGACAGACAUGGGCUUUCCGCGGGAUCCGGCGGAGGAAGCGUUAAAGAGCAACAACAUGAACCUGGACCAGGCCAUGAAUGCCCUGCUGGAGAAGAAGACCGAACUGGACAAGCGGGGGAUGGGGUUGGCCGGCCACGACUACAACAACGGGCUCCUCAGCAAACCCAUGGGCUGCCCCCGACCUCCCCUUCUCUCCAAAGAACCCCCCACAGAUCCCCGCUCACCCUUCCUGGAUAAACAAAUGCAGAGUGGAAUGUUUGGUGGUGGAGCAGCACAAGCCCGGGCCAUGCCUCAGCCGCCUCCUCAGCCGCCAGUGCCGCCUCUCGGCUCUUCUCAGCCUAGUCUACGGGCUCAAGUGCCUCAGUUUCUCUCCCCUCAGGUUCAAGCACAGCUCUUACAGUUUGCAGCAAAAAACAUUGGUCUGAAUCCUGCACUUUUAACCUCGCCAAUAAACCCUCAACAUAUGACCCUUCUGAAUCAACUCUACCAGCUGCAGCUGUCUUACCAGCGUUUACAAAUUCAGCAGCAGAUGUUACAGGCGCAGCGCAACGUUUCUGGACCCAUUCGACAACAAGAGCAGCAAGUUGCACGUACAAUCAAUAACAUGCAGCAGCAGAUCCAACAGCAUCAGCGUCAGCUGGCCCAGGCUCUGCUAAUGAAGCAGCAGCAACAGCAGCCUCCCCACUCCCACACGGGCCUACAUCACGGCGGGACCAAAUCCACCCUCGAUUCAUUUCCGGGCCACUCCCAGGCUCCAGGCCUCCCCGACCUGCAGACCAAAGAGCCGCAGUCUUCUCAAAACACCUACAGCCCCUAUUCUCUCUCUGGACUGAAUCCAAACAUGAAUGUAAACUGCAUGGAGGUGGGGAUGUCUAUGAAGGAGCCCCCCCAGCCCCAGUCGCGCCUGUCACAGUGGACGCACCCCAACCCUAUGGAAACCCUCUCUGGAAACUCCUCUCCUUUAGAAACCAACCUGAGCAAACAUGGUACCAACCUGGGGCCCCCAGGCAAGCAGCUGGAUGACUCCUACAGCCCCUAUAACCUGAUGUCCACUUCCGAGUCUCCCACCAGCUCCCUUGUGCCCCCGGACAGCUGGGGGCAGGGGAAGGGCAGCAGUGACAAGAUGGCCAACGGGACAAACAUCAACUGGCCGCCAGAGUUCUGCCCAGGCGUCCCCUGGAAGGGUCUCCAGAACAUCGACCCGGAGACGGACCCCAACAUGACGCCGGGUAGUGUCCCGAGUGGCCCCACGAUAAACACUAACAUCCAAGACGUCAACCGCUACCUGCUGCGAGACAGAAGUGCAGGAAAACUGUCAGAGAUGAAAUCCACCUGGUCUCCAGGUCCCAUCUCCCACAGUCAGGCCUCUCUUUCCCAUGACAUGUGGAAGGUUCCACAGGGACCCCGAAGCAGCGCCGCAGCUCCCUCCCGCCCUCCGCCCGGCCUCACAAACACCAAACCGUCCUCAACGUGGGGGGGCAAUUCUCUGGGUCUCUCCCAAGGCUGGAGCAGUUCUUACACCACGACAGGCACCACAUGGAGUACAGACAGCUCCAACAGAACUAGUAGCUGGCUGGUUCUGAGAAACCUGACUCCACAGAUUGACGGUUCAACUCUGCGCACGCUGUGCAUGCAGCACGGCCCGCUCAUCACAUUCCACCUCAACCUGACACAGGGCAACGCCGUGGUGCGUUACAGCUCCAAGGACGAAGCUGCCAAGGCUCAGAAGUCCCUGCACAUGUGCGUGCUCGGGAACACCACCAUUCUGGCGGAGUUUGCCGGAGAAGAGGAAGUCAAUCGCUUCUUUGCACAAGGCCAGUCCCUCGGCGGGAUGACCAGCUGGCAGGCCACUCCGGCCGCCAACCAGACCAGGAUGGGCGGGUCCGGGUCCGGAGCCUCCCACCCCAUUGGCCACGCGCCCCACUGGAACAACAACAACGGCGGCGGCGGAGGAUCCGGCGGCACGAAGGCCGGCGGCGAGUUGCUGUGGGGCGGCGUGCAGCAGUAUUCCAGCCUGUGGGGGCCCCCUAGUGGGGAGGAGGGUCGGGUGAUGGGGAGUCCCAGCCCAAUCAAUACGCUGCUUCCUGGAGACCUGCUGAGCGGGGAGUCCAUGUGAGGACAACGGAGCAAAAUCUGUACGGAGAUAAUCAGCACGGGAGUAACCAAUGAAGGUGAAGGAGGAGACUAGACGAGUCCAUAAACUUGUCGCCUUCCUCUACUCCUUUUUUUUUUGUUUUUUGUUUUUUUUUUUAAAGGUGCAGUUCUGCUAAGUGAAAAGUCACAUCGUUGAGCUUUUCCACCCGGAGACACGAGAAGAUGUCUUUCAUCCAUUUCAAGAACACUUUUUACACGAGCGGGACGACGCGCACGCGUCAUAACUGGCACGGUGACGAGCCGCCAUCUUUAACUCGGCUUCAUCCCUCUCGGCCUUUUCCCGAGGCAAUCGUUACUGCACCUCAGAGACCCGGGAGAAGGCGUCAUUCCCAAAGUUUGGAAAAGUUGCGGACUCUCAGCACUAAUAUUGGCCUUAACCUCCCCACCCGCUUCCCUCGCUCACUCUGUAACUCGCUGAAGAAGCAUACGGACCCUCGCACACCCUUAUCUCUGAGCCAGUGAAACUCGAGCGGAGAGUAUUUGCUGCUGCGGAAGCAACCACAGCCGCCCCCCCACCCCGCCUACAAACUGUGCGGAGCCCCCACGUAAACGCUCUCAAAGGGAAUGAUGCAACUCUAUUCGCCUUGUUCAAGCCAUUUAUUUUUGUAGUGCUUUUUUUUUCUUUUUUUCUUCAACCAUUGCAAGCAAAUUUAAGAAAUGCUAUUAUUCAGAUGUGUUCACAGAGGAAGGCAGGAGGGGGGGUUAGCGGGUUUACAGGGAGGGGGGGGGGGCAUCGCAUGUACAACUGUAAGAUGUGAUGAACUGUCGACAUAAACCACUGCUAUCACCGUGGCGCUGUAAGGAUGAGGGAGGGGGUAAAAAAAAAAAAAAAAAAACAACGCACAUCAGCUUGCAGUUUGAUCUGCACCUCAGAACAGGAAGAAGAAAAAAAGGUGUGGACACGGUGCCCCCCACCUCCAUCGCGCCACCCCCCCACACCCCUUUGUCACAAAGCAACCAUUUCAAGCGACGUGCAAUAUACACCACAACAGACUGUACCGUCCAUGCUCCCUACUGAUCGAGAAGAGAACCACAAAAAAAAAACAACAAAAACAAACAAAAAAAAACAACAACAAGUCACGUGACCUGUGACCUGCUCCACCCUCAGACUACAGUAUAACUGCCACUAAAUCCCCUUAAUCCCUCUCGGUGUGAGUGUGUUUGCGUUUGAGCUCAGGAGAGUAGCAAGCCGGUUUGUCUGAUAUUCAAGGACGUUCACUUAUAGCACUUCUCAGCAGGCGACAAGUGUGUGUGUGUAUUUGUGUGUAGAGAGAGCGCGAGAGAAGGCGUCGAACCAAAAAGAAAGGAGCCUUCUCUUUAUUUGUUUUUUUUUGUUUAUUUUCCUCAUCUCAUUGAACCCAAAUGAAGGGCGUUAGAACCGAAUGAAGUCCAUGUGAAAGGCACCCCCCCCCCCCCCACUGUGUCCUGCCUGCUCGCCCGUCAACACCAAGAUGGUGACAGGAGAAGCAACACCGGCGUAGAAAGUGACUGACUCGCCGAGUGGCUUCCAGCUUCACUCCCGGAUCGAACACGGUAGCAAAGCGAAGAGCACUGCAAGGAUCAUGUGGUGUUUGGGGGGGUGGGGGGGGCAGGGAUUCAAACGCACCCCUCAACUUUCGCACCAUUUUUUUUUUUUUUUUUUUUAAAUAUGAAAGCCUUGUUUUUUUUUCCCGGACCGGAGAUGCGCGUUGUACUCGCGUCGUUGGAGGCCGCUGAGUGCCUGCCUGCUUGUGGGGCGCCGUGUUCCGCAAGCAGAUCUCAAAACCGAACCCCCCACCGCCGCAACCCCCCC
Messenger RNA from Syngnathoides biaculeatus (alligator pipefish), 7443 nucleotides. It is a transcript of the gene tnrc6c1, whose product is annotated as trinucleotide repeat containing adaptor 6C1. Gene Ontology annotation, biological process: positive regulation of nuclear-transcribed mRNA poly(A) tail shortening; miRNA-mediated post-transcriptional gene silencing. Gene Ontology annotation, molecular function: protein binding; RNA binding. NCBI's taxonomy places the organism in Eukaryota, Metazoa, Chordata, Actinopteri, Syngnathiformes, Syngnathidae. The coding region runs from base 172 to 5613 and encodes 1813 amino acids. The record is from RefSeq and is a predicted model, not a curated record. Gene Ontology annotation, cellular component: P-body; nucleoplasm. The transcript is spliced from 20 exons.